Exophiala bonariae is the source of this 1620-nucleotide messenger RNA. RefSeq lists its product as uncharacterized. Bases 1 to 1620 code for a protein of 539 amino acids. Gene Ontology annotation, biological process: GPI anchor biosynthetic process. Gene Ontology annotation, cellular component: glycosylphosphatidylinositol-mannosyltransferase I complex; endoplasmic reticulum membrane. The transcript has a single exon. The record is from RefSeq and is a predicted model, not a curated record. Lineage: Eukaryota; Fungi; Ascomycota; Eurotiomycetes; Chaetothyriales; Herpotrichiellaceae. Gene Ontology annotation, molecular function: mannosyltransferase activity.
AUGAGAAGGCGGACUACAUAUAUCACAGAUCCCAGUCGGGCAGUCAACCCGAAAGAUAUACAGGUUGAUGGGAACCACUUUCUCCUUGGGGCCAUCAAGGCAGCUCGAGAGGAGAGAAUAACUCUGGGAUUGAAUGACUUACCCAAGGAGGUGGCCGAUGUUCUGCAAGAAUCUCAUGAGCUUCAUGUUCGAUGGGCUCCAGAACAUCUGUUCACUACAAUAACACCAUUCCUCUCAAGGAUUUCUCCAGGCCUGCAUAUAUUCUAUUCGCCUCUGAAGGAGGGUCAGCAUGACCGGCUAUGCAGCCUUGUGCACAAAGUGUUUGGACAGACCUUACGCUGCGAGUCUUCUCAGACAACUUUCAUUAGCCCGCCGUUGGUCUCGGAGCGUUUCGCACAAACAGCGUCUCAUCAAUAUUACUCUUUACUCCCCUCGAUACAAGGCCUGGUUGCAUACCUUCAACGCAAUGUAUGCUCUCCAUCAGACCUUAGCUGCCUACAUACGGCAUCACUCAUCAACAUCGCCGACUCUGUUGACCUGGACUAUGACAGUAUCUCGCAUGCCUUGACAUUCACAGUCUUCUGGUCAAAGCAACCCGAGAUCUUCUACGAUCCCAUCGGGGAAUUCACAACCCUCGAUGCAUGGAACAUUGACAUCCAACCAAAGGCUGCCGACAAGGUUGAAAUCGGUAUCCUUAGCCCUGAUCCUGCACAAGAUCCUUCAGAGCUGUCUCUAUCAGGCUUCUUGACUGUGGUUGGAGAAGAUGACAGGCCGAAAGCGACCAUGUUCAGCUUUCCAUCUCGUCAUCAUGCUCUCAGUCAAGAAGAGUCAAGGCAGCAGCGAUAUCAAGUCUCAUUUGACUCACCUACGGGCUUACAUCCUAUUCUGAGGAUCUCGUUUCCUUCUUCUGGCUCACUGGUAGAGCCAAGCAGAAAGCCACCAGGAAGUACCUGCGCUUUGCAAACAUACCUGACACUACCGUCACACAUAUUCGCCGACAAGUACGCCUUCCUCAGCAAUGACCCUCUGUUUCAGAACUCCCACCACGUCGGUCAACUACACUCAGUGGCGGGUGAGACCGACCUUGAAGCACCCGACUACGUUGUAAAGAAAUGGGGCUCAACACUGCUCCUUGACAUCCAACCCCCAUACGAAGCCCAGCUCGCAACUGACAGGGCCAGCAAUACAAUCUCCCAGCACUCCAUAUCCUCUUUCUCCUGGGACAUCACAAUCCCAUUACACUUGCGCUAUCGGGGCCCGCAACCCGGUGGACUUACCGAGAUCGCUCUUCCCUGGCCCAUCGUAUUCUGGGCCUGUACCGCCGAAGACGGCACCAAAUUCCCCGUCAAUCCUUUUGACCGCACGCAGCUUGGCUUCGAAGGUCUCUUCGGCCCACGCACGAUGUUCUACCACCUGGACCCAUCGCCGAACAAUAUGACUGGGAAACUCGUCGAGAGGAUCAACAUCCCUGUGCUAGACACAGAUGCAGCGUCAUCCAAGACAAUCGAGAAUAUCACAAUCACGACUAUUCUACUGGGUUUUCUGUGGGUGCUAUGGAAACUGAGACCUGCUGUGAGUGGUGAUGGGAAACCGGCCUCUAAGAUCAAGAAGAAGCAGUAA